CGUCGCAGCCAGAGUGACGUGUAGGCGCUGGCAGCCAGAGUUCCCGGGCACAGUCGGCUUUGGCGGGGACCGCUACGGCAGUGAUGACUGAUGAUGACUCCGAGAGCGUCCUCUCCGAGUCCCAUGAAGGGUCGGAGCAGGAGCUGCCUGUUAUCCAGCUGUGUGGGCUGGUGGAGGAGCUCAGCUAUUUAAACUCUGCUCUCAAAACUGAGACAGAGAUGUUUGAGAAAUAUUACAUUAAGCUGGAGCCCAGGGAUCACCAACUUCCACAAUCAUCAGAAAUUAAAAUGUCAGCAGCAGAUUAUGCACAGUUUCGAGGCAGGCGUAGAACCAAAUCCCGGACAGGUGUGGAUCAUGGGGUGGGCCUGACUGUCGACCAAAAACUCGAGCUAGUACAAAAGGAGCUGGAAGACACAAAGGAUGACCUACAGCACAUGCGGGCAAAUGCAGAACGCGACCUGCAGCAUCAUGAGGAGAUCAUGGAGGAGGCUGAAAUUCGAUGGAAUGAAGUUGAGAGAGCAGUGCACGAGUUUGAAAAAGAUAUUCUAAAAUCCAUAUCUAAGAAGAAAGGGAGUAUUUUGGCCACUCAGAAAGUGCUGAAGUACAUCGAGGACAUGAACCGCCGGAGGGACAAUAUGAAGGAGAAAUUAUGUUUGAAAAAUGUUUCUCUCAAAGUUCAGAGGAAAAAAAUGGUUUUACAAUUGAGGCAGAAGGAAGAGGUGGGUGAAGCCCUUCAUGAGGUUGAUUUUCAGCAGUUGAAGAUAGAGAAUGCUCAAUUUCUAGAGACAAUUGAAGCAAGGAAUCAAGAACUGACCCAGCUAAAGCUGUCAUCUGGAAACACUCUACAGGUCCUCAGUGCCUACAAAAGCAAGCUUCACAAGGCAGUGGACAUGUGCAUCAGUCUGGACAAGGAGAUCUUGCUGAGGAAAGAGCUACUUGAAAAAAUUGAAAAAGAAACGCUACAAGUAGAGGAGGACCGGGCCAAAGCCGAGGCAGUGAACAAGAGGCUCCGGAAGCAGCUGGCCGAGUUCCGGGCACCACAGGUGAUGACUUAUGUCUGGGAGAAGAUCUCAAAUGAGGACCUGGAGAAGAGCAUCAAGAUGUGGGAAAGGAAAGUGGAGAUAGCAGAGAUGUCCUUAAAAGGCUACCGUAAGGCUUGGAGUCGAAUGAAAACAACCAAUGAACAGUUGCAGGCAGAUUACCCUCAUGAGAAGUAGCCAGAGGCAGGCCACUGCUUACAGACCCAGACAUCAGCUAUUAAAGUAAUCAGCUCCUUUCUAGUCACAGGCUCCUCUCACUGUUCUGUGUCUGCCUGGUGUUCCCAACUUCCUGGCCAGGCUGAGCAUCACCUCUUGGGCCACAUCUGCUCAUGGGGAGCGUUUUCACAACCUGGUCCCUGGAACUGUUACCACUGAAAGAACCACAGCGUACUCUAAUGGUUUGACACUUGUUAGCCUGCAUUUAGUUCACAAGCACAAUGAAAGUGACCUUCCCACACAUGGAAGUGGGACAGAGGAGGGAGAGCCAGCCCAGUGUGCACCAUGGGUGUAUCCGUGGCAGCUCUGGUGUGCCACUAUCAAAAACAGACACCAAAACAGCAUGGUGAAUGCCUGGCACCCAGCGUUCUGAGCUUACUCUUCAGUUUGGUGGGGUAGCCCCUGGACUAGAUAUUACUGCAAAAGAAAACAAGCACGAAGGAAACCAAGAUGAUUUCUUCUGGCUGAUGCAGCCUGUUCUGACCUGCAGAAGACCCACCUUCCCCUUCCUCUCCACCGUAAUAGUCAUAGUAUAAGGGUUGUACAGAUGGCUCAGGAGACCUGCCUGAUUCCCUUACACCCUUCUCCCUAACAUCUAGAUCAUCUCUAGAUGCUAGCUGUGAAUGCAUGGUGGUCCUUCUUUGUCCCUGGAAGUAUGAUCCAAUGUGGCUCAGUUCAGAAUCAGAAUAUGUCUUCUGUGUCAUGGCAUUUGGUCCAUGGUGGGAGAAAGAAAUCAACUUUUCCCAGUGGUGAAGUGAAGAUAGGGGAGGGCCGGCCAUCUCAGCCGUGGACGUGAUCCAGUUGCUGUAGUCUUCCACCUUGGUGUACAGAAACAGGCCGGGGCAUGGCUCACCACCGAAGUUCAGGACUCCUCUCAGAACCCACAUGUCGAACUGCUGUAGCUGGCACAUCACUGGGCUUCCUGGCUCCCCCUGUGACAAAAGACAGAAGGCUUCAGGGCUUAGAAAAACUAGGUUUUGUUGUAAGUCCAUCUUGGUGCAAUAUACUUUUUGUCCUAGAAAUGUUUAUACUGGUUCUCACUGGAAAUGGGGCAAAUGAUAGGAUGCGAUUUCAAAUCUAGGCAGCCACCCACCAUGGAUUCCAACAAGAUGACUUUUCCUUUUAUUAUGCAAAUUAGCUGUGACUUCUUCGGGUUGCCGAUACCUUCCUGGUUCAUAUUUCAUUUUCUUGCCCCUUUCCAGUCCUUUGGCCAAACCCUCCCUCUCUUCUGGCUUCUCAUUCCUGAAAUGUUGGUAUUUGUUUCCGUUCUGGCCUGAAAUGCUCACCUUUCCCCUUCUCCUCUCUGCCUUGCUUCGACCCUUAGUUUAAGCCACUUCCUGCCACCUGGCAGCUGCUCACCAGCUGGCUGGCUGUGCUCUUGGUUUUCACCAUUCCCAAGGGAGCAGGCCUCUGGGACCUGGGAAUUCUGCCACACACACUUUACCUAACUCAAGGUGAGGGAAUAGAAGCUUGGCAUCCUUAGCUAGAUAUGGGACCUUGGCAAGUGACCAAAUCCUCUCUGAGCCAAAGUGAGAACACAGUUAUAUGAUCCCACUGUAAUACCUGGCACAGCACACACUAAAUAGAAUAUUAGCUACCAUCCUCUUGAUGUCUCUACAAAAGCCAUCGUCUUUCUGAAAAGCUGGGGAAAAUGGAAAGGCAACAAGGCAAUUACUAGGCAUCCUUUACCUCACCCACCGCGACCCCACACCCCUAGGUCUCCUCUCAAAGGAAUUCCUGCCCCUCCCGUGGCCCAUCUUGGUCGGGGAAGAGGGUGGUCAUCCCCAGGUUAGCCAGCUGGCUCUGACCUAUGUGGCCUGCCUGGCUGGAAGGCCUGGGCAAUGAAACGUUGUUCUCAUUGUUUAGAGUGGGGCUGCAAUUGACCACAGGAAGCAAUCUGAACAGACUCAACCACAAGCAGCAGAAAGGCAGAAAAGUGGCCGCCUCAACGGCCCCAGCCCCGGCAUUUGUUUUGAGAUGGAGUCUCUCUCUGUAUCCCAGGCUGAAGUGCAGUGGUGCAAUCUCGGCUCACUGCAACCUCCACUUCCCAGUUUCAAGUGAUUCUCCCACCUCAGCCUCUUGAGUAGCUGGGGCUACAGGCAUGUGCCACCACACUCAGCUAAUUUUUUUUGUUUUGUUUUUGAGAUGGAGUCUUGCUCCGUCACCCAUGCUGGAGUGCAGUAGAGAGAUCUCGGCUCACUGCAACCUCCUCCUCCUGGGUUCAAGCAAUCCUCCUACCUCAGCCUCCCCAGUAGCUGGGAUUACAGGCACCCACCACCAUGCCCAGCUAAUUUUUGGAUUUUUCACCAUGUUGGCCAGGCUUGUCUCAAACUCCUGACCUCAAAUGAUCUGCCCACCUCGGCCUCCCAAAGUGCUGGGAUUACAAGCAUAAGCCACCAUGCCCAGUGGGGUAUUCUAUUUCAAUAAAGCUCCCUUUUUUCCUCGGGAUUCACACCAGAACAGAGAUGAAGAUGAGUGAGAAAAGAAGGGAGCAACUCCAUGAGCAGGGCGGCAGGAAGGCCGAGCUCUAAAAGCUGCCGUGAUUCCCUGGUGGUUUCUCAGCAGGCCAAAGCCAGACACAUGAGGAAGGCCUUGUGGACUUCAUUCUGUGCCUCUCCUUGGACGGAAGCGUGUGCUUUAGUGCGGAACUCUUGACUUUUCAGUUGACUGGUGAACAAGCCCUUAUGUGCACCUCACUGUGUCUGUCUAGGACAUGGGGGCUCCCUGGCUAAGAAUGCCCCCUUCAUCAGUCCCAUUUGCAGUUUGUCUUAACUGUAGUGAUAUAGCCAGAGCAAGAAAAGAAUGCAAUUUAGGACAAAUGAUUGGAUGAAUGAUUGGCAGAUGUUCUGGGCUGUGACAUGGUUUUGCAGGUCACUGUUCCACCUGGGCACAGCAUAUGCGCUUUUCUCUUCCCCAUAAUUCUGUAGGGGCUGUGACUUCUGAAGCAUGAGUGGCAAAGGCAAACAGCUUCAGGUGCCCCUCUGGAGCUACCCUACCUCAUCUCCCCAGGGAGCAAUCACAGCCCAAAGUGGGGUCUUUGAUUGUGUGAUCUUUUCCCUUCAUGUUCAGCAAAAACCCUAAAAGUGGUAGAAUAAAGACCGGAUGGGCAAGUGCAGAGCAAUUCUGCUUCGUUGGGUUUCGGAGAAACCCACAGGCAGAUUCUGAACCUGGUGGUUCAUUCCACAUGUGGGAACUGUGGCUUUGAAGACCUCUGCACAUGAGAACAUAUUUCCAAGAGAGAGAAUUCUAAGGGGACAGGUCACCAUUAAAUGGCAUACAAGCAUAAUUCUGUUCAAAAAUUAACACCUGUUUAGAGGUGUGCCACAGUUAAAAACCAACCUGAACUUUGCAGUUAGAUUUUAAAAGAUGAUCACUUAGAACCUAAGUAGCUUAGGAUCUUCCAUUGAGUCAAACAUACAGUUAGAAAUCAACGUCUUUGAAAUUAGGAUGUGUGGUUUUUUUUUUUUUUUUGAGACGGAGUUUUGCUCGUUACCCAGGCUGCAGUGCAAUGGCGCAAUCUCAGCUCACCGCAACCUCCGCCUCCUGGGUUCAAGCAAUUCUCCUGCCUCAGCCUCCUGAGUAGCUGGGACUACAGGCACACACCACUACGCCCAGCUAAUUUUUUGUAUUUUUAGUAGAGAUGGGGUUUCACCAUGUUGACCAGGAUGGUCUCGAUCUCUUGACCUCAUGAUCCACCCGCCUCGGCCUCCCAAAGUGCUGGGAUCACGGGCGUGAAGGAUGUGUCUUUGAAUCAGUUGACUUCAGAGUUGAACUGGCAGCAGUUAUUUCUUGAGAUUACAUAACAUGAUGGUGCAUUCUAUAAUUGGCAGCAUCUUAGAUCUGAUGAAGUAUGACACUUGUUUGAUGGAAUGGUUGAGGGCAGAAUUUUGUUAAAAAGCUGUAUCUUCACUAUAUUUUAACACAUUAUCUAAUUUAAGAAAUUGUUAAAAUCCCCAACCUGGCGGAGGACCCAGUACAGAGUAGGUACUCAAUAGAUGUUACACCAACUUUGGAAGGGCAAAUUUAUUUCUUAGUGAGAGGCAGUCCUUCAUGCUUUUGCAAUAAAAAUGACUUUUAGAAAGAA
Molecule: messenger RNA, 5340 nt
Organism: Callithrix jacchus (white-tufted-ear marmoset)
Lineage: Eukaryota; Metazoa; Chordata; Mammalia; Primates; Cebidae
Gene: CFAP263
Product: cilia and flagella associated protein 263
Biological process (GO): cilium assembly
Cellular component (GO): axoneme; ciliary basal body
Source: RefSeq, a predicted model, not a curated record